Molecule: messenger RNA, 984 nt
Organism: Lolium rigidum
Lineage: Eukaryota; Viridiplantae; Streptophyta; Magnoliopsida; Poales; Poaceae
Product: BTB/POZ and MATH domain-containing protein 1-like
Exons: 1
Coding region: 1-984 (327 amino acids)
Biological process (GO): protein ubiquitination
Molecular function (GO): protein binding
Source: RefSeq, a predicted model, not a curated record
AUGGCAGCACUGCAGAGGCCGAGAACGACCACGGCGUCGACGUGCAUCCCGGACACGGCGCGGGGCACGCACGUGUUCACGAUCACCUGCUACAGGAUGCACAAGGGCCUCGGCGCCGGGAACUUCAUCCGGUCCGGCACCUUCACCGUCGGCGGCUACGACUGGUGCGUCCUCUACUACCCCGACGGAAACAGAUCCGAGAACAACGAUUAUGUCUCGGUACUCGUCGAGCUCCAGUGCAAGAAAUCCGUGGUGAGGGCGCUCUACGACUUGAGGCUCACAAACCAGGCCACCGGGAAGUCGUCCUUGCUCUUCUCCCGGCCGUCGUCCUUCCCGCCGUUCAACUCCUGUAAGAACGAGCCUCCCAGGGGCGCUGCCAGGUUCAUGAGGAGGGACCUCCUGGAGGAAUCGCCGUACCUGCACGAUGACUGCCUCGUGAUCGAGUGCGACGUCACCGUCAUCAAGGAAACCCAGGUCCUGCCGGCCUACAAGACGUCCGAGAUCCAAGUGCCGCCGUCGGACUUGUCAGAUAACCUUGCAAAGCUGCUGCAGGGGAAGAAAGGAACGGACCUGACCAUCAAGGUCAGCGGCGGGGAGGUCUUCCAUGCUCAUAAGAUUGUGCUCGCGAUGCGGUCGCCGGUCUUCGAUGCGGAGCUCUUUGGCCCGAUGGGGGGCAAGGAGAAGCAGUGCAUAGAGAUAGAGGACAUGCAGCCCGCUGUCUUCCGAGCAUUUCUUCACUUCAUAUAUACAGAUUCACUGCCUGCAAUGGAUGACUUCGACAGCAACGACAGCAAGGAGCUUGUGAACCACUUGCUCGUGGCUGCAGAUAGGUAUGCCAUGGAAAGGUUGAAGUUACUGUGUGAGAGCAUCCUCUGCAAGAGCCUCGACGCCAAGAGCCUCGCCGCCACAUUAGCUCUGUCUGACCAGCAUCAUUGCACCAAGCUCAAAGAUGCUUGCAUCAGAUAUAUCAAACACUUCGCAUAG